Messenger RNA from Schistocerca nitens (vagrant locust), 6769 nucleotides. Its product is annotated as transcriptional regulator ovo-like. Gene Ontology annotation, molecular function: DNA-binding transcription factor activity, RNA polymerase II-specific; RNA polymerase II cis-regulatory region sequence-specific DNA binding. The coding region runs from base 511 to 3723 and encodes 1070 amino acids. Gene Ontology annotation, biological process: epidermal cell differentiation; regulation of transcription by RNA polymerase II. The record is from RefSeq and is a predicted model, not a curated record. NCBI's taxonomy places the organism in Eukaryota, Metazoa, Arthropoda, Insecta, Orthoptera, Acrididae. The transcript has 12 exons. Gene Ontology annotation, cellular component: nucleus.
AAGCGGCAGCGAACAACGGUUCAGUCGGUCGCCGAGCAGCGGUUGUUGCGUGCUGUCCGUCCCGUGUGCCUGCCCGCCAGCCAAGAACAGUUAACUCUGGCUUGGGAUGCUCCGCAAGGAUUAUACCUCGCUCGGCGUCUGUCUUCGCUAAACGAAACUCGAUCCCACCUGUUACUUCGCGAUUCACCUCCCAGUGUGUGUCGUCAAUUGUUCCAUUUUUUAAAUUUUAUGUUUUUCUGUGGAAUUGUGUGACCUUGAGCUUCUAGACCCUUCCGUGAGCCCCCGAGGGAUACAUUAUCAAAUUACUUACCCCACAAAUUUGACCUAAGAUAGUCGUGGGCUCAAUUUUCUUUUUCUUUUUAUUUUUGUUUUGUGUUGGUGCGCAGCAACGUUGCCGCGAGACUAGUCCCCUUGAGGCUGUGUGACCAUGUUAAGGAGCCGCUCCGCGGCCGGGACAGAAGGUAACUGUUGAGGAAUCGCUCGUUUCGGUGCAGUGAGUGAAUCGCGAAGAUGCCUAAAAUCUUCCUGAUAAAGAACCGGCUGCACCUGCAGCAGCAGCGCCUGCUCGAGUCGCAGAAGCGCGCCACCGAGGAUGCGCCCGCUCUGAGCCCGCCCGGGUCGCCGCUAUCGGAGAGCCAGCAGCACCAGGCGCAGCCGCUGUCUCUCAUUGUGUGCAAAUCGCCGUCUCAGCCAUCGGCGCAGCAGAAGCAACCGCCGAGAGCCUCCGCAACAGAUGGGAAAUGCGAUGCAGAUGGCGACAGCAAGUCGUCCUCUUCCCCGGGCCCAGAGGGUUCUCGGGCUGUGACACCGGGUGUCGGCGUCAGCACAGGUGUGGGCUCCGGUGACGGUGAUGCCAGGCCGCCUACUCCUGCGACCAAACCUAACGCUGCUAGUGACGACAAACCACACCGCUUCUACUCGUCCCUAUUGGGUGCAGACCUGCAGCAGGCAUCCACUACCUCUGCUAACGGUGGAACCCAACGCGCCCACGUACUGACACGUGCCGAACGCAAGGAAUAUGCUGGUGUUGCAACAGCUCCGCCACCACCUCCACCACCUUCUGCUCCACCGUCAGAGGACUCGGUGUCAUCACCACCACCGCCACCUCCAGGUACUGGCACUCCUAGUGCAGGUGCAGUACCAGAUGCUGGUAUCACCCCGACACCACCACCGGCUGCCGCCGAGCGCGUAUCGGUCAUUCAGCGUGCGCCCACAUCUGCUCCCAGUAAUGCUCCUGAGUUAGGCCCUGAGCAGGAUGCACCAAUAGACUACCACGUGCCCAAGAAGAGAGACGGGUCUGCCACAGAUCAGGAUACCUCCCAGAUCGACGACAGGAGGGCUCGACCACGUUUCCAGUUGUUCAAAGUGGGAGGCAGGUUACCACCUCUUCCCAUUCAGCACCUCCUGGCUCGCCACGGUGCAGGAACUCCUCGCACAGCGGCUGCUGGUCACGGCCAUAGCAGUAGCCGUGGUAGUGGUGGUGGUGGCAGUAGUGGAGGCAGUGGAAGUUCAUCUGGAAGUGGGUCCUCGGGAGGCAGUCUCGGUGGCUACUCGGGUGGUGGCAGCCUCGGAGGUGGUGGUGGCGGCGUUUUGGGUGGUGGCGGAGGAGGCGGUGGCUCGAUGAACCCGGGAGGUGGUGGUGGUGGACACCGUGGUGGUUCCAAUAUGUAUGGGCCCAAUAGUCCUCCUACAGGUUCACUUCCUCCAUUCUAUGAGAGCCUGAAAGCUGGUAGCCUUGGUGGUGGUGCAGGAAGCAAUGGUAAUGGCUUGGGAGGUGUAUUUGCUCAGCAUUAUGCAAAUUACUCUCUGCUAGGUCCACUUGCAAUGGACUGUGACACUGGGCAACACCACCACCAACAGCAACAACAGCAGGAUAUAUACAAUCAGCAGAAGCAAUACUCUCUCCUUCAGAAUGUAUGUGAAUCAUAUGGCAUAUCUUUCAAAGAGGAGGAGGAGGAUGAACUGAGUGAGUAUGUUGCUGCAGCAGUGGCUGCACAGCAGCAAGAGCAGCAGCAGCAACAACAACAACAGCAGCAGCAGCAGCAAAAUCAACGCCAGCAAGUGGUUCCUAAAGUUGAGGGCAGUGUCUUGCCUCCUGUUCAUCUGCUUGGUGCCCCUCAGCAUACAUACAAUAUGUUCAGUGUGGAUACAGCUGCUGCAGCUGCAGCAGACCAGAUGGUGGUGGAUAUGGUGUCGGGAAGUGUUGUUGAUCCACUACCCUUCACAGCAACAUUAGCAUUUGCAAGCCCUGCACAUGACCACAAUGCUCUCAUUGCUUCUCUCUCUGAUGAUCUCUUCCUUCAACGGAUGUCUUCGCCAGAGGCUGAUGAUACAGAUGCUGCCAUGGAGAGCACAGGAAAUGCUGAUGCAAAUGGCCUACUGGAUGAUGACAGCCAAGCUCAGCAAGAUGUCAGUGGCAACAGCAGCAAUACAAAUAUUCCACCACCAGUCGAACCAAGUGUAGAUCCAUUUCCAGAACAUUGUCAGAAUGUACUUGGCCUUUCUACAUCUGCAGCUAACAACAAUGGACAGCGCAGUUUUGACACUUCACGUAAUUUUGCUGCACCCUCUCAAUUUGGAAAGAAUGGUGUUUCAUCCUCCUCCUAUGGAAAUGGAGAAAACAAUCCCUCAGGAAACAAUGUUGGCUAUAGUCCUCUCCCAAAGGAGCGUGCAGAGUUGGCGCUACAUAUAUCAUCAUCAGCUUCCCCUCCGACAGAUGCUACUUCUCCAGCCCCGGAUGCUGUGCCUCAUAUGCAGCAACUGCAGAUACAGGUGCAGAUGUCACAACAGCAGCACAUGGUCCAGCAGCAUUCAUCAGCUAGCUCACAGCUACAGCUGUCACCAGGGCUUUCAUCCUUCACAGCUGGUGGAGGCCUAGAGCUGCAUUCACCUGGGGCAGUUUCACUUCCAUCACCCGCCUCCUGCAGCCUCGAUGGAGCUGGCUCGGGACCUGGUUCUCUAUCACCACCUGCUUCAAUUUCUGGAGGACCAAGUCGCAGAACGGCAAACAGCUCAGAUGCAAAUACUGUGCAGACAGACAUCAGCAACAUACCAUCAUUGCAAGUUCGUGUUAACAUCUUGCAGCAAAGGCUUGGUUUGCCUGUGGAGGUGCCAUUGGAGUUUGUCAAUGGUGGUCAUGGCAUCAAAAAUCCAUUGGCAAACCAUGAAAUGACACCUGCAGUGCCUGGAGGAAGACCUUCUUCAAGGGCAGCCCAUGUUACAAAUGAUUCCGUGGAACGUCCUUCAGCCAAUCCUGAUGAUCCUACACGUUUUACAUGUCGUAUCUGCGCCAAAACCUUCAGUCUGCAGAGACUUCUCAAUAGGCAUAUGAAGUGUCACAGUGAUGUGAAACGUUACCUUUGCACUUUUUGUGGAAAAGGGUUUAAUGACACUUUUGACUUGAAGCGGCAUACCAGGACACAUACAGGUGUUCGCCCAUAUAAAUGCAACCUGUGUGAAAAAUCCUUCACACAGCGGUGUUCUCUAGAAUCUCAUUGCCUCAAGGUCCAUGGGGUUCAGCAUCAGUAUGCUUACAAGGAAAGGAGAACAAAGAUGUACGUGUGCGAGGAAUGUGGUCACACAACCAGUGAACCUGAAGUUCAUUACCUACACUUGAAAGACAACCAUCCAUACAGCCCAGCACUUCUGAAAUUUUAUGACAAACGUCAUUUCAAGUUUACAAAUGCAAACUUUGCCAACAUGCUUCUGCAAGUGCGAUCAUAAAGCAUUACCUUCAAUGUGACUUCAUGACAAGCUUAAUAACAGCUGAAGGAACAUAAAAGAGUGUGUGUGUGUGUGUGUGUGUGUGUGUGUGUGUGUGUCUUCUGUUAUGAAUAUGCACUGCUGUCAUUAUGCUGAAGAAGUUAACAGUUAACCAAAGACAACAGACCUUUUUGGAAAGUGAGUAAGAAUCUCAGUGAACAGAGAAACUUUAGAACAAUGACACGGUUGUGCACAUAUAAAUGUGGACUUGGUGAUAACCAUUCAUUGCGACUCUGUACUCGCAAUUGACAUCAACUAGCUGACUAUUGUUCUAAAGUACAGUAUUGCUUUGAGAGUUUGUAUUUUGUCUAAAUAUCAACUGGCUUUUUUCUAAAUGUCUUUUAGAUCACUAAUCAGUUUUAUGUUGACCUUUCUUUUAGAUUUUUAUAACAGGAAGUAAGGGGGUUGUGCAUUAAAGGCCUAUUGGUAAUCAGACAUUAUGUAAACUCUUUGUUAUAUGUUAAAAUGUUUCAAAAUUUAGCAUACUUCAGUAUUUAAAGUAUUUGUUAUGUAGUACAAUCUUGUAAGGUGGUAUUGAACUCAUAUUUUGUCAUCUAGUGGGAUUGUUAGUGUAUAUCUAUUGUGAUAAAAGUUGUUAGUGUACAGGAGGCAUUGAGAGUAGCAAUUCCAAAAUCAGUUUCAGAGCUCUAGAUAGUUUGUAUGACCAUAUGUGCAAUACAAUUCAUUUUCCACAACCAGAAGAAUGGAAAAAAAUAUUUUUUUUUUGUAAUAUCUGGACUGCUGCAACAAUCUUACCAGGAAAGUGGAUGUACUGAAUACUAUUUGUAUGUAGACUAUAUUUUUAAUUACAGACUUUAACAGUAUGUACCUGUGAUAUAUAUAUAUAUUACAUUAAUAUUUGUGAUAAGUACAAUUGAAAAUAAUAGAUAUUUAAUGAAACAAAAGACGCUACAUGUUGUGCUAUUUUUGGUGCAGUUAUUUGUUGUCUUGUUGAAAUGUUGUAUCUAAUAAUAUAAUUCAAAAAAACAUUGCAUGUUCCAGACUGUUCAUUACUAAAGUGAAAAGUAAACUUCACAAUUAAAGAAGACUUGAACUUGUGAGUUGACAUUGUUCAUUCACAAUUAGAAUACAUGUGGCUGAGGGAUGGUUACUUGUAAAUAAUGGGCUGGUAUUUGGUUGUGUAGGUCUGUAUAAACAGUUUCCUGUGUGGUGUGUAGCCACAAACAUGAUAAUCACACUAUGAAGUAUUCACAUUUUUGCAAAUGAAAUGUGUAAUAAAAUACAUUUCUGAAUUUGUCUUAAAAGUUCUCCAUUCUUAGUGAUAGUACAUUUUGUUAUAGGAAUGUUGCUGAAGGGCAAGAACUGGAAAAAAGUAAUCAGUUUAUUACACCUUAAGAAAUUUUUUCUUGUAUAUAAUUGGGAUUCAUCCACCACUGAAUGGUUAUAAUAGAGCCAGGUUGUAACAGAAAAGUCUGCCAGACUAUUUAUUUAAAUUCUGCACAAUCUUACAGGAAGCAUAAAAUAUGGGUUGUACACACUUGUGUAAGUAAACUGUAGCCAUAAUAUAUGCUUGGUAUCAUUUCUUAAAACAAAAAGAAAUGGAUUUUAGGAUCAAAUGUUCACAUUUCAGGGAAAAAAUAUGUAUCAUACAUACGUAUUCAUUAAACUGUACAGGGUUAUAUCUGAAUCUGUAUUACAAAGCAGACUGAUAUCAUGACACAUACAGUUCCUGGGUAGAAGCAAAGACAUCCGUGGGUAGGUGGAAAGAUUCUGUUUUGCCUUUGCAUUACCUCAUUCUUUCUAAUCACAUCAGUGAAAAAGUGUGCAUGGAAAAUAAAUUACUUGAUAAAGCAAAAAACUUAAAGGUUCAAACACUUAGAUACUGACGUGUGUUGUGGUUUCUUUCUUCCUGGAAGGCUACAUCUAAAAAGGUGUACAGUUUUGCAUGGACUUGCAAUUUUACAGUGUAACAGAGAAGUACAUAUUUUGUGAAAUUCAGCAUGGGCAAUAAAAUUGUAACAAAUGUCUAUAAAAAUCACAGGCUUAUUGCAACAUGGUAAAAAAAUUACAAUACAUGCUACAGUCCAUUUGAAUAAAAAGUGACUUGACAACUGUGUAGUUUGCAUGCAAAAGUUAUGGUAAAAUGUAACUAUGGCAUAUGUGCUGAUUUGAGUAAUUUUUUGACAUGUGAGCAAUGGCUGUAGUUGAAACUGAAAUUGUUCUUAAUUUAUUUCAACGUGGAAAAUAUAUUCAUAAAAAUACAUCCAAAACUGAAACCUGCAGAAAAGCAUUGCAAAUAUUAUAAGUAAUGUAAAUUUCAGUGCUUGUAUUUAUUACUUAAUUAAAGGAUUGUUAACAAAUGACUCUUGUUCAACACUUACUAGGAAGGCUAGGCUAGUCUUGUCUAAGUAUGUAUAGUUGCUCCACGUACAAGAUUUACUUUCAGAGUGUUAGCUGCAGCUAGUUUGUCUUUAAAGAUAAUAUCUUUAAGCAGCAUUUAUAAAAGAGAAAGAGUGUGUGUGUGUGUGUGUGUGUGUGUGUGUGUGUGUGUGUGUGUGUGUGUGUGUGUAGCCCCUAAAGUACUAACAAUGGUUUUUCUGACCAAAAGGCCAAUUUAACUAAUAUCAGCAUGUUUUAUAUUCUACUCUGGCUGUAACUUGUUAAUGUAUCUGAUACCACCAACUACUUUUGUUUGAUAAGGAUAGUUUCCACCUACUUACAUAAUGUUGUACUAAAAGUAAUAUCUGUUACCUCUGUGAUUUCUAGUUCAUACUUUCUUUCCACCUUCCUAUAUGCUCUUAGAGAUGUGUCUAUUUAAUUGCAUUGGUUAUGAAGAGAGCUUCCAACAUCAGUUUAAAUUGAAUGGUUGCAAGUCGAUGCAAAUAUCUUGAUAUUUCAAAGUAAACCUGCAAUAUUGUACUGAAUUCAGAUUGUUUAUUUUUAAUCCUUAUUAACACCAGAUUUACUCCUGACACGGUCUCAAGCUAGCCAGAGCAUUAGAUACAGGAAAAAACCCUACGUUUAAGACUGGUCUAAACUUAAUCUG